AUGUCCACAUGCAUGUGGAGUUCUCUUUUAGUGCAGUAUGGCACACAUUCUGUCGGAAAUUUCCCAGGCACCUUAUCAGGCAGCUGGCUUGUAAUAUACUCCAGCAGUGAUCAGCGUGAUAAGAUUGUGGGUUCCACGUCUACUACCACCCUCCGUAACUGUGCGAUAUGGCUCCCAAAGCCAAACAAGGAAUUUGCUUCCAGAGGUCUCGCAAGCCAUGAAUGCUCAUGUCGAUUGAAACUGCGUGAGACUGAUGCCGCAGAUAAGGCAUUUGAAGAUCGUGUCCGACAACAAGGGCUGUUGCUGUUACCCACAGUUAGCCCCAUGCAACAACAAGGUCAAGCACCACUACAGUCAGAUGAGGAGGAUAAUUCUCAUUUUAUUGAUUUUGACAAUAUGGGUGAGAAUGACACAUGUCAUGACCUCCAUCUGGAUGAUAUCAAGGUUGAGUUUCAUCCAAAUAGUGGAAAGCCUGCUCAGAUAUUCCAUUUUGAGGAAUACACGACAUCCAGCAAAACUUCUCUCAACAGCCCAGUUGAUUCGGAACCAUGGAAACCCUUUCAGUCAUGCCUGGAUUUUGAAAUUGCGGAAGUAAUGCUGGAUACACAUAUGAACAAGUCCCAGACCAACCAAUUUCUCUCACUUAUUCACCAAUGCAUCAAAACGCCAUCUGAAUUCACACUUGAGAACAGUACAGAUUUAGAAAAUGUAUGGGAGAAUGCUCGGAUGGCCCGCACUUCAGGAUUUAAAAAAACCACUAUCUCUGUCCCAUACAAAGGAGAUGAAAUCUCUCAUGAUGUUUGGACAUAUUCAUUGUUUGAGUGGACGCGGCAACUGCUUGCCGACCCUGGCCUUAUUUCGCAGUUUCAUUGGCAUGCUGAGCAUCACUACAAGUAUGAUGGCUCGAAAUUUGAACGUUUUAUAGAUGAACCAUGGACAGCUGAUGCCUGGUGGAGAAUUCAAGUAGGAUCUUUUGAUAAGACACGCCUAUCAUCCUUUGGUUCAGUCAAGGGCUAUCCAGUGAUUGGUCGGCCAGCCAACUUGGAUGUUGGAAUCAGAAAUGGAAUAGGUGUUGCAGGUGGAAGAGUAUUUGGAUUGCUUCCAGUGAUAGAUGAAGAUUCUGGAGAAGCAGGGAAAAAAGGAUGCGUCAAUUUCAAAUGA
Molecule: messenger RNA, 1161 nt
Organism: Laccaria bicolor S238N-H82
Lineage: Eukaryota; Fungi; Basidiomycota; Agaricomycetes; Agaricales; Hydnangiaceae
Exons: 10
Coding region: 1-1161 (386 amino acids)
Source: RefSeq, a predicted model, not a curated record